Messenger RNA from Emiliania huxleyi CCMP1516, 1112 nucleotides. RefSeq lists its product as hypothetical. NCBI's taxonomy places the organism in Eukaryota, Haptophyta, Isochrysidales, Noelaerhabdaceae. Gene Ontology annotation, molecular function: hydrolase activity, hydrolyzing N-glycosyl compounds. The transcript has 4 exons. Bases 21 to 1112 code for a protein of 363 amino acids. The record is from RefSeq and is a predicted model, not a curated record.
UGACUGACUGACUGACAUCCAUGCUGGCGGUCUUGUCGGCAACUGCCCUACCCGCCGAGCCGCCGUCGGCAACAGCAGCUGCCGUACCAGGACUAAUCGUCGACACCGAUAUUGGCGGCGGCGGCUGUCGGGAUGUUGAUGACGUCGGCGCCCUCGGCGUAGCGAAUGCUCUGGCCGACAGCGGCGUUGUUAAUCUGCUGGGUGUCGUGCAGAAUACACAGGCGACCAACUCAACGGGUGUUAUCAGCGUGGUGCAGCGCUAUUACAGCCGCACUAUCCCCACCGGGGUCUACCGCGGCUCCGGCCUCCGAGACCUCGCCGCACUCCCGUACGUGGCCGACAUCGUGGCGCGCUGGCCGUCGCCGGUGCGAAAUUCGUCGCAGGCGGGCUCGGCCGUCAAGCUGUACCGCCACCUGCUCGCGGGACAGCCGGACCGAUCGGUGGCCGUCGCCUCCAUCGGGCUCCUCACAAACCUAGCGGCGCUCUUCCAGUCCUCCGCCGACAAGCACAGUCCGCUCAGCGGCCUCUCGCUCUUCGGGCAGAAGGUCUUUCGGCUCGCCAUCAUGGGCGGGCGCUACCCGUCCAGCAAAGGGCAGCGCUGCGAGUGCAACUUCUGCGCCGCCGCGUGGGGCGGCAUCGACCACCGAGCAGCGGUGCAGGCCUCCGCGCACGUGGUCGAGCGGCUGCCCGCGGGCGUGGACGUCGUCUUCAGCGGCCUCGAGGUGGGGCUGAGGGUCGUCACCGGCGCGGCGCUCUCGACGUGCGCGCCGGCCGCUUCGCCGCUGCGUCAGGCUUACGUCGACUACGGCGGCGGAGUAGACCGAGGGCGCUACUCGUGGGACCUCAUCACGACGCACGUCGCCGCAGCCGGUGGCCUGCCGGGCGUGAGGCGCUGCUCGGACUGCGGCGGCGUCAACGUCGUGGACGCGUCCUCGGGCGCCAACGCGUGGAGGCGCGGCCCAGCCGCCAACCAGACCUACCUCGUCCUGGAGGACGCGGCCGACGCGCAACGGGUGAUCGACCGACUGCUCUGCCAGCCGCCGCGGCUGGGUGCAAGCGCGCCCAACGACGUUCCCUUUGCUGCUUUUGCACGAGCCGGUCCCAUCGAGUGA